Molecule: messenger RNA, 950 nt
Organism: Leptomonas pyrrhocoris
Lineage: Eukaryota; Euglenozoa; Kinetoplastea; Trypanosomatida; Trypanosomatidae
Product: putative Proteasome beta-1 subunit
Exons: 1
Coding region: 102-950 (282 amino acids)
Cellular component (GO): proteasome core complex
Molecular function (GO): threonine-type endopeptidase activity
Source: RefSeq, a predicted model, not a curated record
GUGAACAAGUUGUUGUCGUCGCGUUUUUUACGAUUGCUUUAUUUAUUUUUCCUGUUAACGUUCCUACUUUUCAGCUUGUGUUUGCGCAAAAAAGAAGAAACAUGCUCCAACGUCCAGACCACACUCUUCUCCAGGAUCCGUCCUACCCCAAGGAUGUUCGUGUCAAGCUGACCGAAAAUGGACCUGCCCAAGCUGGUAAGCAGCUGUUCCAGGCGGACCCAGCUGUCAUUGAUCCGCAGCUGAGUGAGGCUGUGUCACUCGGAACGACCAUUCUUGCGGUUUCGUACAAGGGAGGUGUUGUGCUCGCUGCCGACUCACGCACAUCUUCUGGCACAUAUGUGGUGAACCGCGCCAGCAACAAGCUGACGAAGCUAACGAAGAAGAUCUAUUGCUGCCGCAGUGGUUCUGCUGCCGAUACGCAGGCGCUUGCAGAACGCGUCUCGAGCUACCUAGGCAGCUACCAGACAGAUGUCGGCGCGGACGUAAAUGUCGCCACCGCCGCAAACCUAUUUCAGAAGAUGUGCUACAUGAAUAAGUGGAACAUCUCGGCCGGCAUUAUCGUGGCUGGCUACGAUCCCAUCAACGGCGGUUCAGUCUACAGUAUUCCAUCUGGCGCGUCGUGCGUGAAACUCGAUUACGCGCUGGGCGGAAGUGGUUCUAUUUUCCUGUACUCGUUCUUUGACGCGAACUUUAAGCCGGGAAUGUCGAAGAGCGAGUGUAUUGCGUUCUGCCAGAAGGCGGUGGCGCACGCGUACAGCCGUGACGGAUCGAGCGGUGGUCUGAUUCGCACGAUUGCCUUGGACGCGGACGAGCCGGAGGAUCAGACGAUCCCAUGGAACAAGACACCGUACUGCAUGGAGAAGGACCCCAAGUAUCAGGAGCAGGCGGUCCAGAACCUGCCUUUCAGCAGCAGCGCGAAGAUUACUGGUAACCGCACGUCUUCUGCGUGA